Paramecium sonneborni is the source of this 860-nucleotide messenger RNA. NCBI's taxonomy places the organism in Eukaryota, Ciliophora, Oligohymenophorea, Peniculida, Parameciidae. The record is from the annotation of a GenBank genome assembly.
AUGCAGUUAAAUGAAAACGAAGAAAAAAUAAUAAAAGACUUAUUCAAGAAAGUAUGAUCUUAUUACUUAAAAUAAAGGUUACAUAAUAUUAUAAAGAGUAUAUGUCUAUACCAGAUGAUGGUGAUAUUCCUAAUUAACAUUGUGUAGAUGAUAUUGCAGCAGCAUUUAGAAUAAUUUGUUAAAUUGUUGAAUCAUUUUUGAUAGGUUAUAAAUAAUUAUAACAUCAGCAUAUUUUAUUAGAAAAAAAAUUAGUAGAAGCUGAAUCAGAAAUAAGAAAUCAUAUAAGAGUAAAUCUUUGAAUUAUAACAGAUUUAACAAGAAAUAAAGGUUUGGGGAGAUUCUUUACAAGAUGAAAUCAUAACUUUACAAUAAAAUUUAAAACGAUAGAAAGUAAAAGUGAUGGUAAAAAACCAUUUUAAUGAAAUCUUAAGACACUUGAAAGAGAAUUAAGCUAAUAGAAAAAUUAUAAAAAUCCAUGUACAAGUUAAGAAAGAUUACCAACUGAAACAACAACGUAAGAUAGAUAGGAAAAAAUGUUGAGUUUAUUAUCAUCUCAAAAAUCCAGAUAAAUACAAGGUUAAGGAUUUAAAAAGAAAAAUAUAUAACUUUAAUAUUUUGAAGAUAAAUAGUAACAUAUUUUAUAUAUUAUAAGAAACAAGUCUUUUACACAUCUUGCAUAAUAAUUCUUGAAUUCAUCAUUAUCCAAAACAUUAAGAUCUGGAAUAGUCACUUAAAAAAAGAAAAAAACUACUAUAAAAUAGGCUAAAACAAAUUAAGUCAAUUUAAAAAUUAGAAAUCAAAGAUGCCAUUCAUAAUAAGAAAGAGUAAAAACCUUACAUGAUUAAUCAUUUUACUAUUGA